AUGAGAGCCAGCGAUGACGGGGUGACGACCUGGGCAAGACAACCUACUUGGACGGGAACUUGCUCCUCGGCGGUGGAUGAGGCGGGACCGCGAUGGGUGAUAUACCAGGUGGUGUUCCCGGCACUGGUGGGCGUGGGCGUGAUGGCCAACCUGUUGAACCUGGUGGUGCUGUCCCGCCCUGCCAUGCGUGGUGUGGCCUACAGGUACCUCAACCACCUGGCGGUGAGUGACCUGCUGUACCUGCUGUUCAACGUGCCCUUCUGCCUGGAGGACUUCGUGCGGGUGUCAGCGUCGGGGCAAGCGGCAGGGCGGAGCAGCGCGGUGUACUACGCGUACGUGGGGGUGCCGCUGGUGAACAUGUUCCUCACCAUGAGCGAGUACAUCGUGGUGUGGCUCUCCUACGACCGUUGCCUCGCCGUCUGCUGGCCACACAAGUUCUCGGCGAAGCAGCGACUACGCGUGGUGCGGGAGAGGUGUGGCCUGUCCCUGGCACUGACGAUGGCCGUGUACUGCCUCAGCCCACUCAGCCAGACCUACCAGUGCGAAGGCGCCAUCUGCUGUGUCAUCGACAGCCAAUACAGUCACCUCGGGUGGUUCAUGGGAUACGAACUCUAGGAAAUCUAUUCCAGGUUCUUGCCAGCGCUGCUCGUCACGGGGUUCAAUGUGGCCAUCGUGGUGACGCUGCGCCGCCUCCACCGCGAGAGGGGCGCCGAAGAUGUCAUCAACGAGUCACGGCAGGAGCGUGAGCGGCGUCUGUUUGUACUGCUGGUGGCAGUUACGGUGCUGUUCUACGUGACGGCCUUCCCCAGUGCAAUGUACAAAGUGCUGCCUGGCGCAGACCCGCGCCUCGAGAGUGUGCUGCGCCCCAUUGCUGACAUGCUGGAGGUGUCCGGCCACGUGUUCAACUUCGUGCUCUACUUCCUCUUCAGCCCUGACUACCGCAGGACUCUGGUAGGCAUGGCGGCGCCCCCAGACAAGUCACGUGCCGGACAUCCACACUUCCAUUCCUCUAGCGCCAUUCCACUAUGAGUCCCCACCGCCGCGUCCAAUCUCACCCUCACGGGGGGACACUCGAGUCCCUUUACGCCCACGGCUUGGUUCAGGACGGAGAUAACGAGGCGAAGGGAACCACACUUAUGCCAGGCUCAGGAAACAGGAAAAGACGAAGGGAUGCAAGUGGAAACAUAGAACAGGUGAAAGGAAAAGUAAGAAAACAUGAAAAUAAAGGUCAAUCACGCGUGAUUAUAAAACAGGAAAAAAGUGAAAAAAACAAGAAAUGAAUGUCAAAGAACUGAAAACAAACAAGACAAACACGAAAACAUGGAAACGAAAAAAAAAAAAAUUAAAAGGGAAAUACGAAGGAGAGAUAAAAGAGAUUAGUGAGCGACAGAUAAAAACAUCAGAUCUAAAACAAAGGAGAGAUAAAAGAGAAGAUUAGUGAGUGACAGAGAAAAAACAACAUAUCUCAAACAGGUGGAAAGGCGAACAA
Molecule: messenger RNA, 1489 nt
Organism: Portunus trituberculatus (swimming crab)
Lineage: Eukaryota; Metazoa; Arthropoda; Malacostraca; Decapoda; Portunidae
Product: probable G-protein coupled receptor B0563.6
Biological process (GO): G protein-coupled receptor signaling pathway
Cellular component (GO): membrane
Molecular function (GO): G protein-coupled receptor activity
Source: RefSeq, a predicted model, not a curated record